Jaculus jaculus (lesser Egyptian jerboa) is the source of this 4521-nucleotide messenger RNA. RefSeq names its product dual specificity phosphatase 8 (gene Dusp8). Gene Ontology annotation, biological process: protein dephosphorylation; negative regulation of MAPK cascade. Gene Ontology annotation, cellular component: cytoplasm. The coding region runs from base 112 to 2145 and encodes 677 amino acids. Gene Ontology annotation, molecular function: MAP kinase tyrosine/serine/threonine phosphatase activity; protein tyrosine/threonine phosphatase activity. Lineage: Eukaryota; Metazoa; Chordata; Mammalia; Rodentia; Dipodidae. The transcript is spliced from 7 exons. The record is from RefSeq and is a predicted model, not a curated record.
UGGGCUGGGGCCGACACUCCACAGCCAGGAGGAGGGAGAAUGUCAGAGCGGGACCGGAGCGCUCUUUCGGUCCGGCUUCUCACCGGAAGCACCCGGGACUGGAAGUCAUAGAUGCGUGCGACUGGGGGCACCGGAGUCGCCCUGGGGAGCGCAGGUCUGGCGCCAUGUGCUAGGGCACCCAGAACACCAAGAGGCUGCGCACUCCUCACUUCAGGGGCCACUCUCCUCACUGCCCACCACCCCACCAUGGCCGGGGACCGGCUCCCGAGGAAGGUGAUGGAUGCUAAGAAGUUGGCCAGCCUGCUUCGGGGUGGGCCUGGGGGCCCUUUGGUCAUCGACAGCAGAUCCUUCGUGGAGUACAACAGCUGCCAUGUGCUCAACUCGGUGAACAUCUGUUGCUCCAAGCUCGUGAAGCGGAGACUUCAGCAGGGCAAAGUGACCAUUGCUGAGCUCAUCCAGCCCGCCACGCGCAGCCAGGUGGAUGCCACAGAGCCACAGGACGUGGUGGUCUAUGACCAGAGCACACGGGACGCCAGUGUGCUGGCGGCAGACAGCUUUCUGUCCAUCCUGCUCAGUAAGCUGGACGGCUGCUUUGACAGUGUGGCUAUCCUCACAGGGGGCUUUGCCACUUUCUCCUCCUGCUUCCCCGGACUCUGCGAGGGCAAGCCUACCACCCUGCCAUCCAUGAGUCUCUCCCAACCCUGCCUGCCUGUGCCCAGUGUGGGCCUGACCCGUAUCCUGCCUCACCUCUACCUGGGCUCUCAGAAAGAUGUCCUGAACAAGGAUCUGAUGACCCAAAAUGGAAUCAGCUACGUCCUCAACGCCAGCAACUCCUGCCCCAAGCCAGACUUCAUCUGCGAGAGUCGCUUUAUGCGUAUUCCCAUCAAUGACAGCUACUGUGAAAAGCUGCUGCCCUGGCUGGACAAGUCCAUCGAGUUCAUCGAUAAAGCCAAGCUGUCCAGCUGCCAGGUCAUCGUCCACUGUCUGGCCGGCAUCUCCCGCUCUGCCACCAUUGCCAUCGCCUACAUCAUGAAGACCAUGGGCAUGUCCUCUGACGACGCCUAUAGAUUUGUAAAGGAUCGGCGCCCCUCCAUCUCGCCCAACUUCAACUUCCUGGGCCAGUUGCUGGAGUAUGAACGGAGUCUGAAGCUGCUGGCUGCCCUGCAGGGCGAUGGGCCUCAUCUGGGGGCCCCGGAGCCCCUCGCAGUUCCUACAGCAGGCGUCCCACUGCCCCGUCUGCCACCAUCUACCUCAGAGAGCGCUGCCACCGGGAGUGAGGCAGCCACCGCAGCCAGGGAGGGCAGCCCGAGUAAGGGAGGGGAGGCUCCGGCCCCCAGCGCAGUCCCAGCCACCAGCGCUCUGCAGCAGGGCCUGCGUGGCCUGCACCUCUCUUCAGACCGCCUCCAGGACACCAAUCGUCUCAAGCGCUCUUUCUCCCUGGACAUCAAGUCCGCUUAUGCCCCGAGCAGGCGGCCCGACUGUCCUGGCCCACCUGACCCCGGCGAGGCCCCGAAGCUCUGCAAGCUGGACAGCCCGUCGGGCACGCUAGGUCUGCCCUCGCCCAGCCCCGACAGUCCAGACUCCACUCCAGAGGCACGCCCAAGACCCCGCCGGAGGCGACCUCCGGCUGGCUCUCCAGCACGAUCCCCUGCACACAGCCUGACCCUGAACUUCGGAGAUGCUGCCCGGCAGACUCCGAGGCACGGCCUCUCAGCCCUUUCGGUGCCUGGGCUGCCGGGCCCAGGCCAGCCGGCGGGCCCUGGGGGCUGGGCACCACCUCUGGACUCUCCAGGCACCCCGUCUCCAGAUGGACCCUGGUGCUUCAGCCCCGAGGGCGCACAAGGCCCAGGUGCCAUGUUUUCUGCCUUUGGCUGUGCAAGUGCUGGUGUGCCAGGACCUGGUAGCAGCAGCGGCGGCAGCGGCGGCGGUGACCUGCGGCGGAGGGAGGGGCCUCGGGCUGAGUCCCGGGAUGUGAGGACCGGCUGGCCAGAGGAGCAGGCUGCUGAUGCUCAGUUCAAGCGACGCAGCUGCCAGAUGGAGUUCGAGGAGGGCAUGGUGGAGGGACGCGCCCGGGGCGAGGAGCUGGCCACCCUGGGCAAGCAGGCCAGCUUCUCGGGCAGCGUGGAGGUCAUCGAGGUGUCGUGACCCCCUGAGCUCAGCACGUCUACUCGGAUGCUGCAGCCGGGCCAGGUAUAAAUAUAUAUUAUAUAUAAUGCAAAGAAAGGUAAAAGCUUUUACUGCGAUUUUUAUCCAGAAGUAAAUAUUUCAAUUUUUUUAAUUUAUUGAAGCUGUUCUUUCUGGCAGUGGUUGGCACAGUAUGGGGUGGCCCUCAAGCUCUAGUUUUACUGUCUGGUAUCUAAACUGAAACACAGGUUUCUAAGCAAUAUGAGGCCAUCUUCACUUCUAAGCUGAAGGGUCAGGCCUGGGUCCCUCCCCAUCCCUCCCUCCCCGGGAAACAUUGCUGACCUUGCAAAGAGCUACCCAGCUUUCUUGCACUUUUUACAGAAAAGGGGAAAAAGAAAAAAAAAAAAAAAAACUUCUUUGCCACAAACUGAGCCACAGACUCCCCUCCCCCUCCUCCUCUCCUGUCCCUUUCUUCCCUCCUGUCCUGGGCUCUGCAUCAAAGCCAUAGGUAGGGGGGGAGGGGACUCCAGAAUCCCUCCAAAAUACUCCACCAGACCCCCCCCCCACACACACACACACCUGGCAUGAAGGCACCCUCUCCACCCAUCACCCCAGGGCUGUUCCCUGGUAGGUGUUGACAGGCAGUGGGUCCAUUGGGCCAGGGUUUUCAGGGGGCUCUUGGAGGAAAGGCUCCUAAGUAGACCCACCAGGCAAGGAUGGGGUGAUAAAAGCACCCCCAUUCCUGCCUAAGUGAAGGUCAGUUCCUCAGAAGAACCUUCAAGGCCAUUCAGAGGAGACUUCUCCCCUCCACAGAGCCCUUACUCCCCACCAGGAAGCCCAGCAGAAGCCUAUAGCUUGGCCUGGAGGCAGUGUCCAGCAGAGGAGCUAGGCUAGCUGAGGUCAGUCCUGCUGGUCUGAGAGCUCUGGGCCCAGAAUGAGGAGUGGGUGGAUCCAGGCUCUCAUUCUGGGUUCUUCCUGCCCCAGGUAGGACUUAGGAUUUGGGCAUACCUGCAGGUUGAGCCCCACCCCACCCCCAACCCGGGGCAGGCCUGCUUGCAGAGGAAGUGAAGCCCUUCUGCUUCCUGGGGGUAGCAGUCCUUUGCUUUGAGAGCCAUCUCAAGGCAGAGAAAGACCCCAGAUAGGGGCAGAUGUUGGGGAAGUCCCCAUUAUCUGCCCAACUCCACGGGACCUCUCAGGAAAGAGGCUCCUUUUUUUCCUCGGGUGCUCUCCCAGUGUCUUCAAGGUGACAUGCCAGCCUCCACUCCCCGGUGGCGUUUUUUGGCUCAGGAGGGCCAGUCUGGGAGCAAAAGCAGGAGAGAAACUCCAACCACCCUUGCAGCACAUCCUCAUGGGCCAUUUGGGACCCAAGGUUUUGGGAGCAGCACAGAGGUCCCUGCCCUCAGAUGUCCUCCGGUCUAGGAGUGAAGCUGUCCCUUUGGGAAGAGGCCAGGGGCUUGGUAACAGGUGGCCUGGGCAGGACUGAGUCCUGGAGAAGGCCUGGGGUGGCUUCUUUCUAACCCCCUCCGUCCCCUGUUUGUAUCCUUCUGUUUGUUCUUCUUUUGACCCACCGCCCUGUGUUCCUGUCACCCUCCUUAAGCAAAAGCCCCAUCCUAGCCCCCUUGAGCCCACCUCUCCCUUCCCCUGAGAAAAUAAGCUAUUGUUGUAUUUGCAAUCUAUGGAUUAGAGGUUUAAGUAUUUAUUAUUAUUGGUUAAUUAUUAUUAUUAUUAUUAUUAAUUAUGUAAAUUUGCCUCCUGUUUGUCAUUGGGUUUCUGAGGUGACCCUGGGUGUGGAGGAUGCACUGGCUCCCCCCUCCUUGCCCCCCCACCCUACUGCUGUCUGAAAGACAGAAGUUUGGGGCCACUGGUUGGGCCCUAAAACUCUGGGGCAGGUUCAGCCCCACUCCUCCCCUGAGCGAGGUGUGGCUUCUGUCUGGGCACCUGGGGUCCCAUGGCCUCAGUCUGUGUAUGAUCUUAUUCUUGACACUGGUCACCCCAAAGUGAGCAGCCAAGAAAGAGGAGAAGGUCCUACUGUCUGAGCUGCUCCCUCCUGUAUGUUGGGAGAGGGUGAGGCACAAGCCCUUCCCCUGGUGGAUUUCCACCCACUGUCCAGGGUCUGGAGGGUGCUGGGUCCUCUCUGGCCCUCUCCAGCCCCUCCUUCCCUUCCUACCUGACCAUUGCCUGGCAUUGGGAUUGCCCAGAUUGGAUCUGGCCACCUGUUAUUUGCUAGGAAGUCCAGCAGAGGAGAGGCGGCUGGACCCCAGCCCAUGGUUCCAGGUCUCCGAAGGCCAGGGUGCCAGCUGCCCCCCUGAAAUCCCUCCCCAGCAGGCUGCACUUUCCUGUUCCCUCCUUUUGUAUUUGGAAACAAUGUGUUGUAAUAAAUCCUGAGACUGAUGUUUU